UACAUAUCAAUAUGGAAAUAUGGAAACAUGGGAUGCGGAGGUGGCUUGAUGGAUCUUGCCUUUGAAUACAUUGAGGACAAUAAGGGAAUUGACACAGAGGAGUCCUACCCUUAUGAAGCUACUGAUGGGGACUGCAGGUUUAAACCAGCUACUGUGGGAGCCACCUGUACUGGCUAUGUGGAUAUAAACAGUGAAGAUGAGAACGCUCUACAGAAAGCCGUGGCAAACAUCGGACCCAUUUCUGUUGCCAUCGACGCAGGCCAUAUAUCCUUCCAGCUCUAUGAAUCUGGAAUCUACAAUGAGCCUAAUUGUAGCAGUGAAGACUUGGAUCAUGGUGUCCUGGCUGUUGGUUAUGGCACAGAUAAUCAACAAGACUACUGGCUGGUCAAGAACAGCUGGGGUCUCGACUGGGGUGAUCAAGGCUAUAUAAAGAUGACCAGGAACAAGAAUAACCAAUGUGGUAUUGCCACAGCAGCCAGCUAUCCUCUAGUUUAAAGGUGGGUGAAAAACAAGUCAACUCAAUCAGCAGUAUCUACAUGACUUGGUUAUAGAACACACUGCACAAUGGAAUCUGUGUAAAAAUGUAGUCAUUUUUAAAAAUAUAAUUGAUCUAGAAAACUGAGUACUGUAAUAUGUUGCCGAACCUUGUUUUCUACUUUUCUAUUCUGUGGGCAGAAAGCAUGGUUCGAAGACAAAAAUGAGCAUGAAUGGAAUAAAUAAAUAAAUAAAAUAAUGGGGGGAAAAAAUGAAAACCCUGGACAUUCUUUCAAUAAUAUUGAGUUAUAGUGCACUUUUUUAAUCACAGGGAACAUAUUAAUAAAUGGAUUAAGGAGACGAUGGGUUAUGUCAUUUUGGAUGCACACUAGUUGACCUUGUUUAGUACUUAUUUUAUUAAGGUUUCCAGCCUCAAUGCUAGUGAAAAAACUAAUCAGAUAACACUACUAUCUUUCUGCACUUAAAAUGAAUGGUGUUAAUAUGUAUGCAAAAAGAUUAUAUAAUAUAUUCUGACAUUACUGGU
Molecule: messenger RNA, 1018 nt
Organism: Ictalurus punctatus (channel catfish)
Lineage: Eukaryota; Metazoa; Chordata; Actinopteri; Siluriformes; Ictaluridae
Product: cathepsin L
Exons: 5
Coding region: 28-495 (155 amino acids)
Biological process (GO): immune response
Cellular component (GO): lysosome
Molecular function (GO): cysteine-type endopeptidase activity
Source: RefSeq, a predicted model, not a curated record